AAAUCAGUUCACAAACUCCUUUUGAAGUGUGUAAUUUUCUGGCCUGCUCUUCAAAAUGAAAGUACUUGGCUUGGCCUUGGCCAUUUUGGCCGUUUUUAACAUGCAAGAGUGCUUAACACUCAAACAGUCUGACAAGCUCGUGGUUUGCUAUUUUAGUAGCUGGGCCCAUUACAGAGAGGAUCCUGGUCAUUUUGAUGUGGCUUGGAUUGAUCCCACCUUGUGUACCCAUGGGAUCUACGCCUAUGCUGAUAUCGACACUGCCACGUGGUCCUUGAUGCCUGUGGAUCCUUGGUAUGAUCUUGGACCCAUGGAUUGCGGCAUUGGCGAGUGUAACUUUGACUCCUACCGACGAUUCACCGCAUUGGCUUCGGAGACGUUCACGCCCAUGUUGUCUGUGGGUGGAUAUACUGAAGGUCCUCAAAAAUUCUCUGACAUGGCAAGGGAUCCGGUCAAACGACAGGCUUUCGUCGACAGCUCCGUGGACUACCUUCAACGUUAUGGGUUCAAGGGAUUGGAUAUUGAUUGGGAGUUCCCUGGAGAAGAUGACAAGCGGAAUUUGGAUCUCUUGGUGGGCGAGAUGAAGGCUGCUUUCGACCUUCAAGGUCUCACUCUUAGCUUGGCGAUCUUUCCUGAAUACGACCGAGUCGAUUUGGGCUACGAUAUCCCAUUCCUGUCAGAGAAUGCUGAUUUCCUCAGCAUCAUUUCCUAUGAUUAUCAUUCGUACUACAACGGCCAUGAAUUUACGGCCCAUGAUGCCCCCAUGUUCCGUAUCAAUGACGAAGAAGACAUAACACACCCUGGAUACGGGUACAAUGUCUAUGACGGUGUUCGAUAUAUUCUGCAAAAGGGUGGUGACCCAACCAAACUGAUUUUGGGCGUUCCUGCUUAUGGCAAUGGCUUCAUGCUGGAAGAUGCUUCCAAUAACGGCCUUUAUUGCCCUGCCGUCGGUGCGAUCAACCCUGGCCCAAUCAUGCACUCCAGUGGCUCUUGGAGCUUCCAAGAGAUCCUCAAGAUUCAACAGGAUGAUGCCCUCUCUUACUUGCCCGGUGCCACUCCCAAGGCUUGGUCCAUUAUGCGAGAUGAUUGCCAACGGGUUCCAUUUAUGGUCAACGGCAAGUAUUGGAUUGGCUACGAGGAUGUCCAAUCCGUUGGUUUGAAAGCCCAAAUGGCCAAUGACUUGAAUCUUGGCGGAGUAAUGGUGUACUCCGUGGACCAGGAUGAUUAUAAUGGAGCUUAUUCUGAUUUGUCGUACCCACUCCUCAGAGAAAUCAACACUCAACUGGCAUCUGGGAACACCUUCAAUCCCAUUGACGAGAGCUGUGGCAGCAAACCUGCUCCUGUUUGUGAAAUUUGAUUUGUCCUUCAGCAAUAAACAAAUGUGUCAAGAA
Molecule: messenger RNA, 1388 nt
Organism: Tigriopus californicus
Lineage: Eukaryota; Metazoa; Arthropoda; Copepoda; Harpacticoida; Harpacticidae
Product: acidic mammalian chitinase-like
Exons: 3
Coding region: 56-1354 (432 amino acids)
Biological process (GO): chitin catabolic process; carbohydrate metabolic process
Cellular component (GO): extracellular region
Molecular function (GO): chitin binding; chitinase activity
Source: RefSeq, a predicted model, not a curated record